Molecule: messenger RNA, 3511 nt
Organism: Lethenteron reissneri (Far Eastern brook lamprey)
Lineage: Eukaryota; Metazoa; Chordata; Hyperoartia; Petromyzontiformes; Petromyzontidae
Product: caspase-7-like
Biological process (GO): proteolysis; positive regulation of neuron apoptotic process; apoptotic process
Cellular component (GO): cytoplasm
Molecular function (GO): cysteine-type endopeptidase activity
Source: RefSeq, a predicted model, not a curated record
GUAAUGUAGUUUCCAUGCUACUGCUGGUCUCGUGGCAAUUGCAUUGUUGUCGUUACGUGUGCAGUUUCGCCUUUGUUGUGUGCUUCAGUGUAUGUUUGCCGUUUUGAACUGUGUCCUGUAUAGGAGUGGAUGUUUACCGAUUUUUUUUUUUUUAAAGCUCGACUAAAUGUCACUGCUGCAGCAGCGAUUUCCCCAUGGCCGGGAAGAGAGUCGCAGAUUGCGAAUCACAUAGGAAUUGGCUUUUGUGGUAUCUCCACUGGCUGUCUUCGCAGCCACCACUGAAAAAUAGCGGGCACGUCGCAGUGGAUUGUGUCGUUUUGUCGCAGCUUGAUACUGAGCGAGCCAAGUUUCGAACUUCAAGUUGAAGUUCAUUUUGGUUCAACCAGCCCUACCGUCGUGCGUCACGUGUCCAGAGGCAAAGGGGCCUGCUGAUCUCGGAGGCUGCAAUGGACAGCAAAGAUGGGAGAAAGGCCAUCAAUCUUCCAAAUAUAUUCAGAGGUGCCGGGACGUACGGCAAACUUGGCGAUCAGAAAUUGACAGAUGACAUCGAUUGGACUUCCUCGGCGCAGUACAACAUGCACUUCCAGGUCAAGAGCAAGUGCAUUAUCAUCAACAACGAGAACUUCUCUCCGCAAACAGGCAUGAAUCGCCGGAAGGGCACAGACCGGGAUGCCAUGCAGCUGAAAGUGUGCUUCGUGAGCCUGGGCUUCCAAGUGGAAUCGUAUAAAGAUCUGACCUGCAUGCAAAUGGUCGACAACUUGAAAAAAGCGUCGAGCGAGGACCACGGCACCCGCGCCUGCUUCGUGUGCGCCAUCCUUAGCCACGGGGAGGAGGGCGUGCUGUACGGCACCGACGGCACGCUCCCCGUCUCCAUCCUCGCAGAGAUCUUCUCCGAGAAACAUUGCCCCUCGCUGGCCGGGAAGCCCAAGCUCUUCUUCAUACAGGCCUGCCGGGGUAGCAUGUUUGACGAGGGUGUGGACCACGUGGACGGAUUGGGGCGCAGCGACGAUACGGACAACCGAGGCCACUCCAAGCCAGUGGAGGACUCGCUGCUCCCCAGAUACAACGUCAUCCAGCCCGAUUUCCUCUACGCCUUCUCCACCGUACCAGGGUACUACUCGUGGCGCAAUGAGGAGAGGGGCUCCUGGUUCAUCCAGUCGCUGUGCGAAGAGCUGCUGAGGAACAGCUCGCAGUUGGAGCUCGUGAAGAUUCUCGUGUGCGUGAACCGCCGCGUGGCCACGCAGUACGUGUCCUGCUCACGGGACAUCACCUACAACGACAAGAAGCAGAUUCCGUGCAUCAUGUCCAUGCUCACGCGCGAGUUCUACUUCAAGUAGCGAGCGAGCGGAGGAGCGAACGCCGUACUUUCCGCAGAGCCUCCUGGAGUUUGGCGGAGUGACUCUUUUCAUCACGAGGGAGCAGCCCUAACGGGGAAAAUCGCCCCUUUUUUUUGCAUGGAAGGGAAAUCAACUGAAAUCAUGCAACCGGAUGGACUAAACCAAGGGUGGUGAAUUUAGGGGCACGUGAUUUAAUUUCAUGCGGCCCAUAGGCACGAGGCCUAAGCACUUUGUUGUCUUUCCCUCGCACCUCUGAUUUAGCACGGUUGGCUACGUACGGUGUGAAAAAAAGUUCCACAUACAUACGAUGCGGUCUGCAAACGAUGUUCAAUCCGUCACUGCAAAGAUGUGGGGCGGUCGAAUCGGGUAAAAAAAAGGGGAAAUAUUUUCGACCUGGCAACUUGUGUUUCUAAUUUUUGUCGCGCUCAGUCACUUGUGUCACUGCGAGUGCCUCGUUCAACGGCAGAGGAGACGAAAGUGCAUGUUCAUUUGCCCCACCAAAGGAAUUUGAAAGUUAAAUUCCCACCCCUGGACUAAAAGAUUUGUGUAAAACUAUGUUCAAUCAACCGAAUUAUGACCCAUCUCAUAGGGUUAAUAAAAAAUGUAAUAGUUCGACUAAAACAAUAUAUAUUAUAUUUCGAUUUAAAGCUUUCGUGACUGCAGGGAUUCAUAUUCUUGGUUCUUUUGGUAAAGUCACAUAGAAGGGAAAUAAUAAAGUAAUAAAAGUUUAUGGCUUUAUUUUUAUUAUUUUAUUAUUUCCCUUCUACGUGACUUUACCGAAAGAACCAAGAAUAUAAUAUAUAUUCUCUCAAGUAAAAAAUGCUGUUAUCACAUUAACACGAGUUGCAGUGUUUGUAUCUUAUGUACAAGUUUAUAUAUAUACAUGAAUUUAGAAUUGUGAAGACUUAGUUUUCUGUUUGCUACAACUAGAUUACGUGCUCAUAUUAGCGUAGACAUUCGUCACUUCAGCGCGUGUGCCUCGGGGAGAAAUGAUGACCCCUCAUGCGCAAGUUUCUUUAGAUUGGGUUUCGAUUCAUCACAACGCGCCCGCUUGCUCCAAAGGUCAACUUUGUAAGCUUCAAUGUAUAAUCACGUCCGCGCGCGUUCACAUCUACGUGUUCAUGUUGAAUUUCUUUCGCACCAUACGUAGCCAACCGUGCUGAUCGGAGGUGCGUUGGAAGGACACAAACAAACUAAACAGAUGAGCCUCAACCUUGAUUUGAAGCUUUCGUGACUGCAGGAAUCCAUACUCUUUGGUUCUUUCGGUCAAGUCACGUUGGGUAUAAAAUAAAAUAAAUCACGACGUUUCGGGCGCAACACAAGCGUCCGACAUCAGGUGGAACAAGCGAUGAGCCUCAUCGCGACUGCAACGCGUGGUUUGAUCCGCCUUGACGCAAUUGUCGACUAAAGCAAUUUGGGACAUUUGCUUCAUUUUCUUCACUCCGCCAUAUAGAAAUGUUUACUCAUUUAAUAAGUGUAAAGCCAAUCCUCUCGUGCAUAUCCGGUGCAUGGUUACUAUGUAAUGCGUAAGAGUAAUAUUGUGCUUCACGAAUUUUCAGAGGUGGGGGGGGGGGGGGGUCACUUUUGCCGAUACGACAUCAGUGCGAGGGCCGCCACACCGCCUGCAAUUGGCCGGAACUAAAGGCCCACCCGGGGCCGCCAGUGUCCCCCGGGCCUUGCAAUGAAGCCCACUGGCCUGGCACGUGGCCUCCACUCGGCGCAGAAGCAGCGAACAGGACCAGGUCGGCAUUGCUCUCUCUCUGCAUGCUGCCUAAAUCUUUGAGCACUGGGAGUGUCAUUUUAUUUGUUUUUAUUGCUUUAUUUUCGAUUUUCUCAGGACAAAAAAAAUUGUGGAGGAAGGUCCCACGUGAUUUCGAGAACACGUCCUCAUGCAUGAGGAGUGUCCGCAUUACUUCAGGCAGGUGAAGAAGCAAAGACUGAACAAAAUCUCAUUCUCCAAUCCAGCUUUAAUAACAGUGGUAUAUACAGGCGAACCCGAUUAUAUAUAUUCAAUCUCACCGAUACCUAUUAACAUUUGAUUGAACAUAGUGCAAGGGGAAAUUGCUCCAUAUCUCACAGGGAAGUGCAUUAAAAUGAUGUAUUGAAUAUCGUCGGACGCUACAUAUGUAAAGGGCUUUGAAAUGGAUAAAUAAAGGUUCUCUAAUUGCUCCGCA